AUGCACACCUACAUCCCCUACCUCCUCCUCCCCCUAACAGCCCUCGCGGCGCCAACCAUCAACCCGAUCCCCGUAACCCCCCUCAUAACCACCCGCCAACUCAGCCAGUCCUCCACAGCAGCAACCUUCACCGGCACGGGCCAACUGCGCGCCCUCUACAUCAGCGGCGACCACACUGAUCUGGGAUGUCUGACAGCCACCGGGGAAUGGACGGUGGAUGAGGCACGGUGUGGGGUAUUUGUUGCGCAGGAUGGGGGGUUUGGACAGUUUACGCUGAGGUCUUUUGGAUCUACCGAUCGUGGCCAGGAUGCGCUGGGGGCGUGUGGGAUUGAGGUUGCUACGUUAAGGUGUGGGGAGGGGGUUAAGGGGGGCCUGUUUGGGACAUUCGGCACCCAAGGCCCGAUCCCCGGCAGGCCGGUGCUGCGUUACUCGCAGUACGGCGUGUUCGCGACCAACGCGGCUGACAGCCCGCCAACGGUGGACGAAGAGCCGCUGCCGAUCCAUUUCUACAGUGGCAGUGAGAAGGGCAAGUGGGUGUGGCUGGGGUGGAAACAGGUUUAA
This is a messenger RNA of Dichotomopilus funicola, 561 nucleotides long. RefSeq lists its product as uncharacterized. Bases 1 to 561 code for a protein of 186 amino acids. The record is from RefSeq and is a predicted model, not a curated record. The transcript has 2 exons. Lineage: Eukaryota; Fungi; Ascomycota; Sordariomycetes; Sordariales; Chaetomiaceae.